Messenger RNA from Pan troglodytes (chimpanzee), 2285 nucleotides. RefSeq names its product major facilitator superfamily domain containing 5 (gene SLC61A1). Gene Ontology annotation, molecular function: molybdate ion transmembrane transporter activity. NCBI's taxonomy places the organism in Eukaryota, Metazoa, Chordata, Mammalia, Primates, Hominidae. Gene Ontology annotation, cellular component: membrane. The record is from RefSeq and is a predicted model, not a curated record. Bases 394 to 2067 code for a protein of 557 amino acids. Gene Ontology annotation, biological process: molybdate ion transport. The transcript has 3 exons.
GGUGGUAGCCAACAUAGAUGGGAGGGAGAGGAGCAGGGGAUGAAGUCAGAGGAGUGGCAGAGGGUCAGAGGACAGAGGGUCUUGUAGGCCAUUAUAAAUAUUUCGGCUUUUACCCUUAGUGAGAUGGGAAGUCAUUGGAGGCUCUUGAGGAGAUAAUACGGAAGCUGUAGAGAGGUUAAAUAGUUUUUCCAAGGUAAAACAGCUUGUAAGUGGCAGAAGGUAGGGAGUUAAGCUCCAAGGCUGAAGUUCUUAACCCCAUGCUGCCACUGAACUUUAGCCUUCUUUAUUUGGGCAUUGCUCUCCUGUGACUUCAAAGAAACUGGGACACUGGGAAGUUAUGCGGCUUGCCCAAGGCCACACAGCUGGUGUCUGGACCAUACUGGCUUCUCUUGCAUGGAGGUCACUGCAGUGGGAGAGGAGGCAAACCAAGGAGACCGUCUCGGCUUCGGGCAGCGGUGCUGUUCCUUAGGAAGCUCCAACCCUUGGCUCUACCGGACUGCGGGCAUCUUUCCCGAGCACUGCACGGAAGAAAAGAAAAUUGGCCCUUAUUUCAGGGUGGCCCCUCAGGCAUCCAAGAGCCAGAGGAGCAGGUGUCACGGGAGGGCAGCGAGCGAGGCCAGGCCAGGAGAAGCAACCGCAGCCUCCUAUGAUCGCCCCUUCCCGACCCACCCCAGGCGUCAGGAGUUCCGCGCCCGCGUCGUCCGGGGGCCCACCAUGCUGGUGACUGCCUACCUUGCUUUUGUAGGCCUCCUGGCCUCCUGCCUGGGGCUGGAACUGUCAAGAUGCCGGGCUAAACCCCCUGGAAGGGCCUGCAGCAAUCCCUCCUUCCUUCGGUUUCAACUGGACUUCUAUCAGGUCUACUUCCUGGCCCUGGCAGCUGAUUGGCUCCAGGCCCCCUACCUCUAUAAACUCUACCAGCAUUACUACUUCCUGGAAGGUCAAAUUGCCAUCCUCUAUGUCUGUGGCCUUGCCUCUACAGUCCUCUUUGGCCUAGUGGCCUCCUCCCUUGUGGAUUGGCUGGGUCGCAAGAAUUCUUGUGUCCUUUUCUCCCUGACUUACUCACUAUGCUGCUUAACCAAACUCUCUCAAGACUACUUUGUGCUGCUAGUGGGGCGAGCACUUGGUGGGCUGUCCACAGCCCUGCUCUUCUCAGCCUUCGAGGCCUGGUAUAUCCAUGAGCACGUGGAACGGCAUGACUUCCCUGCUGAGUGGAUCCCAGCUACCUUUGCUCGAGCUGCCUUCUGGAACCAUGUGCUGGCUGUAGUGGCAGGUGUGGCAGCUGAGGCUGUAGCCAGCUGGAUAGGGCUGGGGCCUGUAGCGCCGUUUGUGGCUGCCAUCCCUCUCCUGGCUCUGGCAGGGUCCUUGGCCCUUCGAAACUGGGGGGAGAACUAUGACCGGCAGCGUGCCUUCUCAAGGACCUGUGCUGGAGGCCUGCGCUGCCUCCUGUCGGACCGCCGCGUGCUGCUGUUGGGCACCAUACAAGCUCUAUUUGAGAGUGUCAUCUUCAUCUUUGUCUUCCUCUGGACACCUGUGCUGGACCCACACGGGGCCCCUCUGGGCAUUAUCUUCUCCAGCUUCAUGGCAGCCAGCCUGCUUGGCUCUUCCCUGUACCGUAUCGCCACCUCCAAGAGGUACCACCUUCAGCCCAUGCACCUGCUGUCCCUUGCUGUGCUCAUCGUCGUCUUCUCUCUCUUCAUGUUGACUUUCUCUACCAGCCCAGGCCAGGAGAGUCCAGUGGAGUCCUUCAUAGCCUUUCUACUUAUUGAGUUGGCUUGUGGAUUAUACUUUCCCAGCAUGAGCUUCCUACGGAGAAAGGUGAUCCCUGAGACAGAGCAGGCUGGUGUACUCAACUGGUUCCGGGUACCUCUGCACUUACUGGCUUGCCUAGGGCUCCUUGUCCUCCAUGACAGUGAUCGAAAAACAGGCACUCGGAAUAUGUUCAGCAUUUGCUCUGCUGUCAUGGUGAUGGCUCUGCUGGCAGUGGUGGGACUCUUCACCGUGGUAAGGCAUGAUGCUGAGCUGCGGGUACCUUCACCUACUGAGGAGCCCUAUGCCCCUGAGCUGUAACCCCACUCCAGGACAAGAUAGCUGGGACAGACUCUUGAAUUCCAGCUAUCCGGGAUUGUACAGAUCUCUCUGUGACUGACUUUGUGACUGUCCUGUGGUUUCUCCUGCCAUUGCUUUGUGUUUGGGAGGACAUGAGGGGGGUGAUGGACUGGAAAGAAGGUGCCAAAAGUUCCCUCUGUGUUACUCCCAUUUAGAAAAUAAACACUUUUAAAUGAUCA